AUGCGGUCCAUCCUCAUCAUCAACCCAAACUCGACCGAGCAAAUGACAAACGGCCUAAAGCCUCUUGUCGAUGCGCUGCAGUUCAAAGACACGGCCCACGAAUACUUUACCGCGCCCUCUGGCCCCAAAAGCAUCAACAAUGAAGACGAUGCCGCCGAAUCCGUACAACACUGCCUCCCAGCCCUACGCAAAGACCUCGACCGCUACCACGGCUUCCUCGUAGCAUGUUACUCGCAACAUCCGCUAGUCCCGCUCCUCAAGGACGAAGCCGCCGUGCAAAAGUCACGCAAACCCGUCACGGGCAUCUUCGAAGCUAGCGUCAGCACUGCACUGCAAAUCAUGCACCCGGACGAAAAGUUCGGCAUCGUAAGCACUGGAAAAGUGUGGGAAACGAUUCUCACCGACGCGACGACUGCUUUUCUAGGCAUGGGCUUCGAAGCUAGUAAAAGGUUUGCGGGGGUCGAAACGACGGGGUUGAAUGCUACGGAUUUGCAUGAUGCGCCUGCUGACGAGGUGCGGAGGCGGAUGAAGGAUGCUGUUAAGAGGCUUUUGAACAAGGGAAAGGUUGGCGCUAUCUGUUUGGGUUGUGCCGGUAUGUCUGGGAUGGAUGAGAUGGUUAGGGAGGCUUGUGUGGAGGAGUUGGGGGAUGUGGAGGGUAGUAGGGUGAGAGUUGUGGAUGGAGUUAUGGCUGGUGUGGCGUGGUUGGAAGGUGCGAUUCGCGCUGGGUUUUAG
This is a messenger RNA of Pyrenophora tritici-repentis Pt-1C-BFP, 732 nucleotides long. The record is from RefSeq and is a predicted model, not a curated record. Lineage: Eukaryota; Fungi; Ascomycota; Dothideomycetes; Pleosporales; Pleosporaceae.